UAAGUCAACUCUCGAACGGAGUUAGGAGGUAUUUCUUGUGUCGCCUUGUGCAUUCAAUGUCGGGUCCGACUGGAGUCUUCUGCGACUGGCUUAUGGUGGCCGUUCUCGCCUAGGGCUGUCCGGGAAGGACAGCCGACAGCGGAGCGCUCGGCAUGGACGGCAGCAGAACCAACACGAACGUCAUUCCUGCGAGAUAACAGAUUCGAUAUAUACUAUCGUGGUUGCCAUCAUGGAAACCCUCGCAGGCAACCAGCCGUUGGCGCGAAUUCAGAACAUCAGAUUCCGGUUAACAAGCGAAGCGCGCGUUUCGAAACAUGAGCCGCCUUGAACAAUCGCCUCCGUCCGGAGAAGCUUCCGAUCUUGAUCUUGAGAAGGCCGAGCAUGGCAACCACCGUGGUUAUGAUGAUGAUCACGAAGACCACGAUGACGACACCUCAAGCACAUUCUCACACCGGCACAUGGAAGGGCCCCCAAGCAUUCGUCGUGCGAACAGUCAGUCCAUAUCACGGACCACAUCGCGCCGGCUAGAGCGGUCGCAGACGACAGCCUCAAUCGCGUUAUCAAAGAUCCGCUCGCGAGUACCCACACAAGGGUUCUCGCAUCCACUGGCGUAUGAGAAGACGAGGCAGGAUGUCAUUGUUGACUUUGACGGCCCAGACGAUCCUUACCGGCCUAUGAACUGGCCUUUCCGGAAGAAGGCGAUCACCACGGUACUGUACGGCCUGACUACGAUGGGUGCAACCUUUUCUUCCAGUGUAUACUCUCCGGCUGUCCAGGAGGUGUCGCAGACGUUCCAUGUGGGGAACGAAGUCAGUACCCUUGGCAUCGCGCUUUUGUUGUUUGGCUUUGGUCUAGGACCAUUGCUUUGGGCACCGCUUUCUGAGGUCUACGGUCGCAAGCCUGCAGUGCUGAUACCAUACUUCAUUGCAAUGAUUUUUGCAUUCUCCGGUGGCGCAGCAAAAGACGUCCAAACCAUCAUGCUCUGCAGGUUUUUCCAAGGCUUGUUCGGCUCCGCUCCUGUCACCAACACCGGAGGCGUUCUUGGUGACAUCUGGAGCGCCGAGCAACGGGGCGCUGCCAUCGUAGGGUACGCAAUGGCCGUGGUCGGCGGACCUACGCUGGGACCGAUUGUGGGUGGCGCAAUCUGCGACUCGUACCUUCGUUGGCGCUGGACACAGUACAUCACUGGCAUACUGAUGGCGUUUGUGCUGGGGCUCGACGUACUAAUACUCGACGAAUCGUACCCGGCCCAGCUUCUCGUCGUCAAGGCCCAGCGGCUCCGCCACUCCACCGGAAACUGGGCACUACACGCCAAGCACGAAGAGUGGGACGUCUCAAUCUCCGAGCUCUCACACAAGUAUCUCAUUCGACCGUUCCAGCUGCUGAUGACGCCUAUAUGUCUGCUGGUCGCGCUGUACGCAAGCUUCGUGUAUGGCAUACUCUACGCAAGUCUAGCGGCCUUCCCAAUCGAGUUCGAAGAGGAGCGUGGCUGGAACAAGCUUGUCGGCUCUCUGCCGUUCCUGGCAGUCCUGCUAGGCGUGAUCAUCGGCGCAGCGGCCAAUUUACUGAACCAGAAGUUCUACAUCAAGCGCUGGAAGGCGAACAAUUGCCGACCAGUACCCGAGGCACGGUUGCCGCCCAUGAUGGGAGGCUCGUUCAUCUUCGUUGCCGGCCUUUUCAUCUUCGCCUGGACCUCUUCACCUAGCAUACCUUGGAUAGCACCGUGCAUCGGCGCUGCAUUGCUGGGUUUAGGGUUUUUCACGAUUUUCCAAGCCGCAUUGAACUAUCUCAUUGAUACGUUUCAACGGUAUGCGGCAUCAGCAGUUGCGGCCAACACCUUCCUCCGAAGCGUCUUCGCCGGUGCAUUCCCACUGUUCAUCACGCCAAUGCUUCACAACCUGGGCAUUGGGUGGGGUAUGAGCAUCUUCGGUUUCAUCGCCAUAUUGUUGGUGCCAAUACCUUACUUGUUCUACAUCUACGGCAAGCGGAUACGGGCAAGAGGGACGUGGUCCAGAGAGAGUGUUAGUGACUAAACUCCUGUAUUCUGUUGCACUAGAUAUUGAGCCACCAUACUCUGAGAGCUUGUCCGCGAGCAAUCGCAUUGUCAGGUGCCAGCAUCUGACCGACUACCAUAAUUGCGCUUUCUGCAAGCACAUUGCGUAACCUACCAGCCUCCCUGCUGGCGCCCUUGUUGCUCACCCUGGUCGUAGGAUUGAUCGACAUUGUUAUCGAAGUUGUUCACGUCGCCUUCGGCGCGGUUCACAUCGCCCUCGACACCGCCUAUCUUUUCUCC
Baudoinia panamericana UAMH 10762 is the source of this 2293-nucleotide messenger RNA. RefSeq lists its product as uncharacterized. Gene Ontology annotation, molecular function: transmembrane transporter activity. Gene Ontology annotation, biological process: transmembrane transport. The transcript has 2 exons. The record is from RefSeq and is a predicted model, not a curated record. Lineage: Eukaryota; Fungi; Ascomycota; Dothideomycetes; Mycosphaerellales; Teratosphaeriaceae. The coding region runs from base 315 to 2033 and encodes 572 amino acids.